Molecule: messenger RNA, 2477 nt
Organism: Sesamum indicum (sesame)
Lineage: Eukaryota; Viridiplantae; Streptophyta; Magnoliopsida; Lamiales; Pedaliaceae
Product: actin-interacting protein 1-2
Biological process (GO): actin filament depolymerization
Cellular component (GO): cortical actin cytoskeleton
Molecular function (GO): actin filament binding
Source: RefSeq, a predicted model, not a curated record
ACUGUGGCUGUCAGUGUCAAGCCAAAAAAGUAUAUCGUGCAGUGCUGUCAGACGUGCUAACAUAAUUAUACAGUUAGCAAAAUUAGACAACGCAUUUCCAUUCUGCUGCUUUCAGUUUCAUCUCCCAAGAAACGCACAUAGCAGCUCCGAAACGAACCUCACAAACCCCAGAUAGUAGGAAGAAAGAAAGGGGUAUUACCCAAAAAUGGCGCAGUUAGCAGAAACAUACGCGUGCGUGCCGUCGACGGAGCGGGGCAGGGGAAUCCUAAUAUCGGGCGACUCGAAAUCGAACUCUAUCCUCUACUGCAACGGGCGAUCUGUCAUCAUCCGGUACUUGGACCGACCGUUAGAGGUGCAGGUGUAUGGAGAGCACGCCUACCCCGCCACCGUGGCCCGAUACUCCCCUAACGGCGAGUGGAUCGCUUCUGCUGACGUGUCAGGUACGGUGCGGAUCUGGGGGACCCGCAAUGAGUUCGUGCUGAAGAAGGAAUUUCGGGUGCUUUCGGGUCGGAUCGACGAUCUUCAGUGGUCCCCCGACGGUCAGCGCAUUGUGGCAUCUGGCGAUGGCAAGGGGAAGUCUCUCGUUCGCGCCUUCAUGUGGGACUCAGGAACUAAUGUUGGAGACUUUGAUGGGCACUCAAGAAGAGUCUUAAGUUGUGCAUUUAAGCCGACAAGACCGUUUCGCAUUGUAACAUGUGGGGAGGAUUUUUUGGUUAAUUUUUAUGAAGGGCCUCCAUUUAAGUUCAAGCUAUCUCACAGGGAUCAUUCGAAUUUCGUAAACUGCGUCCGUUUUUCUCCAGAUGGGAGCAAAUUUAUUAGUGUAGGCUCCGAUAAGAAGGGUAUAAUAUAUGAUGCCAAAACUGGAGAUAUAAUUGGGAAGUUGUCUUCCGAGGAUGGCCACAAAGGCAGCAUAUAUGCAAUUAGUUGGAGUCCUGACAGUAAACAGGUACUAACAGCGUCUGCAGACAAGUCUGCCAAAAUUUGGGAAAUAUCUGAGGAUAAUAUUGGAAAAGUGAAGAAAACUUUGACUUGUCCAGGUUCUGGUGGAGUAGAUGACAUGUUAGUUGGAUGUCUCUGGCAGAAUGAUCACAUUGUUACUGUUUCUCUCGGAGGCACUAUAUUUUUGUACUCAGCUAGUGAUCUUGACAAGGCUCCACUGUCAUUAUCUGGACACAUGAAGAAUGUCAGUUCGCUAGCGCUGCUGAAAAGUGAGCCCAAAGUUAUAUUAUCCAGCAGUUACGAUGGCUUAAUAGUUAAGUGGCUUCAAGGUACUGGAUACUAUGGAAAAUUAGAAAGGAAGGUGAUUUCUCAGAUAAAAUGUUUAGCGGUGGUCGAAGAAGAAAUUGUUUCGUCUGGAUUUGACAAUAAGGUUUGGAGGGUUUCUCUGCAAGGAGAUCAAUGUGGCAAUGCCGAGUGCAUCGAUAUUGGCAAUCAGCCAAAGGACUUGAAUCUCGCCCUUCUUUCUCCUGAUCUUGCAUUGGUUACUAUUGAUACUGGUGUAAUCCUCCUCCGUGGUUCAAAAGUCGUUUCCACCAUUGACCUAGGGUUCACUGUCACGGCAUCUGCUAUAGCACCAAAUGGUACUGAAGCUAUUGUGGGCAGUCAGGAUGGAAAAUUGCAUGUAUAUUCUAUAACAGGUGAUACUCUGAACGAAGAGGCAGUACUUGAAAAACAUCGGGGAGCUAUCACUGUCAUUCGCUAUUCUCCAGAUGUUUCCAUGUUUGCAUCAGGAGAUGCUAAUCGAGAAGCUGUCGUCUGGGACUGUGCUUCCCGCGAGGUAAAGCUUAAAAAUAUGCUGUACCACACUGCUCGAAUAAACUGCAUUGCUUGGUCUCCUGAUAACAGCAUGGUUGCCACUGGAUCACUUGAUACAUGCAUAAUUAUAUAUGAAGUAGACAAGCCGGCAUCAAGUCGGAUAACUAUCAAGGGAGCUCACCUGGGUGGAGUCUACGGCUUAGUUUUUACUGAUGAACACAGUUUGGUUAGUUCUGGUGAGGACGCUUGCAUCCGUGUAUGGACUGUAACACCACAGUAACAUAGAAAAUUUUGGGUUUGAUCUAUUUCUGGGAAGGAUAAGAGAGUAUUCAUGAAUGCGGGCAUGUGAUUGGCAUUAGACAUCCUUUCAGGAGCAUCCUCUCUGCAAUCUUUUAUCUCAUGCUUUGAGGACUAUCCUCUGCCUGAAAAUUGAAGUAGUUGCUUGUCAUGUUAUCACAAUGCUGGUCUCAAAUACAUUGGAUGUAUGAUAGUUUGUGGCGCAUGUCUUAUUUAUUCCACCGGCUUGAAUCGAUCUCAUUCUGUUUCUGUUGAUGUAUGUUUUAGGACAGCAUCCUGGGUAAUGUGUAUUAUUAGCAUUUUUUCUUACGUUUGGUCAUUGCAUCAAGAUUGGAAAUUAUUGUAGCCCUUGUCUAUGUUGUCCUGCUGUAAUUACUUUUUUUUUUUAAGAUUGAUGUAAUGUGUAUUAUUGACAUUUUUUCUUC